AUGGCACCUCCUACUAUGAUCGAGACUUCUGUUAGACAUGAAUUCUCCCCUAUUGUUACAGAGGACAGAGUUGUAAGAAUGUCGUCAGAUGCACAAAACUCAGAUGUUAAGUUUGCUGAUUGGGACAAGUUCAAAUUUACACCUAUUAGAGAAUCUACAGUUUCUCGUGCAAUGACAAGCCGUUAUUUUGCUGACUUAGACAAGUACGCUGAGUCUGACGUUGUUAUCAUUGGUGCUGGUUCUGCUGGGUUAUCUGCAGCUUAUAUUUUGGCUAAGAACCGUCCAGAACUCAAAAUUGCCAUUAUUGAAGCCGGAGUUAGCCCAGGUGGUGGAUGUUGGUUAGGUGGUCAAUUAUUCUCUGCUAUGAUCUUACGUAAACCAGCACAUCUCUUCUUAGAAGAAUUGGGGCUUGAGUACGAAGAUGAAGGUGAUUACGUUGUUGUGAAACAUGCUGCUUUCUUCAUGUCGACUUUGUUAUCAAAGGUUCUUCUGUUCCCAAAUGUUAAGUUAUUCAAUGCUACUGCCGUUGAAGAUUUAAUCACCCGUCGUGAUGAAACCACUGGAGAUUUAAGAAUCUGUGGUGUUGUCACCAACUGGACUCUAGUUUCCCUUAACCAUGACACUCAGUCAUGUAUGGAUCCUAACACUAUCAAUGCUAAUGUUAUCCUUUCUGCGUCUGGUCACGACGGUCCAUUCGGUGCUGGUAGUGCUAAACGUUUGGACAAAUUGGGAUGUAUUGAAUUAGGCCAUAUGAGAGGUUUAGAUAUGAAUAGUGCCGAGGAUGCCAUUGUUAAGGGUACCAGAGAAGUCACUCCAGGUUUGGUUGUAACAGGUAUGGAAUUGGCAGAAGUCGAUGGCUCCAACAGAAUGGGUCCUACUUUCGGUGCCAUGGCGCUUUCUGGUGUCAAGGCUGCCGAAGCUGUGUUAAACGUAUAUGAUUUAAGAAAGAAACAAAACAAUCCUUAA
Messenger RNA from Debaryomyces hansenii CBS767, 966 nucleotides. It is a transcript of the gene THI4, whose product is annotated as thiamine thiazole synthase. Gene Ontology annotation, biological process: thiamine biosynthetic process. The transcript has a single exon. The coding region runs from base 1 to 966 and encodes 321 amino acids. NCBI's taxonomy places the organism in Eukaryota, Fungi, Ascomycota, Pichiomycetes, Serinales, Debaryomycetaceae. The record is from RefSeq and is a predicted model, not a curated record.